CAACCAUGUCCUACUUCUUCUCCACCCCCGUCGACAUUGACAUUGUGCUCGAGGACCUCGACGACCGCUCCGCCGUUGACGUCAAGCUCGACAAGAACCGCAAAGAGAAGGUGCCGCUGUAUCUCGAUGGCGAGUCGGUGAAAGGCCAGGUCACGGUGCGGCCGAAAGACGGCAAGCGCCUGGAGCACACUGGAAUCAAAGUGCAGUUCAUCGGCACCAUUGAGAUGUUCUUCGACCGCGGCAACCACCACGAAUUCCUCUCCCUCGGCCAGGAACUCGCAGCACCCGGCGAGCUGCAGCAUCCCCAGACAUUCGAGUUCAACUUCAAGAACGUCGAGAAGCAGUACGAGUCCUACAAUGGCAUCAACGUCAAGCUGCGGUACUUUGUACGCGUCACUGUCUCACGGAGGAUGGCCGACGUCGUUCGCGAGAAAGACCUCUGGGUCUACUCGUACAGGAUACCGCCCGAGACCAACAGCAGCAUCAAGAUGGAUGUCGGCAUCGAGGACUGCUUGCACAUCGAGUUUGAGUACUCCAAGUCGAAAUACCACUUGAAGGACGUCAUAGUUGGCAGGAUAUACUUCCUUCUCGUGCGGUUAAAGAUCAAGCACAUGGAGCUCUCCAUCAUCCGGAGAGAGACGACAGGCGCCGCACCCAACCAAUACAACGAGAGUGAGACGCUGGUGCGCUUUGAGAUUAUGGACGGGUCGCCAUCGCGAGGAGAGACAAUUCCUAUCCGGCUGUUCCUUGGCGGCUUCGACCUGACACCCACCUUCCGUGAAGUUAACAAGAAGUACUCCACGAGAUACUACUUGAGCUUAGUGCUCAUCGACGAAGACGCUCGACGGUAUUUCAAGCAAUCUGAGAUUGUACUGUUCCGACAAGCACCCGAAGGCCUGACUCUGGCGCAAGAGCAGAACAAGUUGAUGGCAGUCUCCUAGAUUUUGAAGCACUAUGAGUGCUAUAAGGGUCCAGAGUCGCCACUGAGCAGAGACAUGACACAUUAGCGCAGACCAUGAGCGUCUAGCUUUCAUCCAAUCCAGAGAAGCAGACAUAAGAGCUCACAGUACAGGGUCUCUCAGGCCCCGUUUCUCCGGCACACCAGGGUUGAGCAAGAUGCGCAUAGAUAUACCAGAACAGCGAAUCUAUAACAAGUAUUCAGCCAGACCACGGCUUCAGCAAACGAGGCAAUUCUUCCCGGCUGUUCCCC
Parastagonospora nodorum SN15 is the source of this 1210-nucleotide messenger RNA. RefSeq lists its product as hypothetical. The transcript has 4 exons. The coding region runs from base 6 to 941 and encodes 311 amino acids. Gene Ontology annotation, cellular component: endosome; retromer complex. NCBI's taxonomy places the organism in Eukaryota, Fungi, Ascomycota, Dothideomycetes, Pleosporales, Phaeosphaeriaceae. The record is from RefSeq and is a predicted model, not a curated record. Gene Ontology annotation, biological process: intracellular protein transport; retrograde transport, endosome to Golgi.